This is a messenger RNA of Oryzias melastigma (Indian medaka), 769 nucleotides long. It is a transcript of the gene lg6h15orf40, whose product is annotated as linkage group 6 C15orf40 homolog. Gene Ontology annotation, cellular component: cytoplasm. The record is from RefSeq and is a predicted model, not a curated record. Lineage: Eukaryota; Metazoa; Chordata; Actinopteri; Beloniformes; Adrianichthyidae.
UAUCUUUUAGGAAGCGGAAGUUGUAAUAUUUACAAAUGAGCUAACAGCCAGCGAGCUAACAGGCAGGUGAGCUAUGCUUUCCUGGUCUAAUGCGGCUUUUUUAUGUAUUAUUAGGACCGAAAUUAAAGCGUUAAAUCUCGUAACUGCGGGUGUUUUUGUCUCAAACCUCACCCCGCGGUCGGCCGCUCUCACCCGGACUCUUCUGCCCGGAACCACCUGGGAGAGAAGGCGCUUCUCCGGAGGAAAACAAAUGCCCAGAAAGGAGGUGAAAAAGAAGCCGGUGGCGGCUGCAAGCGCAGCAGCUCAGACACCAGCUCCAGGUCCAGUUUCUGAGGACAAAAGUGGAGCUGUCACUGUGAGCGUGCACGUGAAACCCGGCUCCAAGCAGAGCGGCAUCACAGACGUCUCUACCGAGGCUGUGGGAGUCUCCAUUGCAGCUCCACCUACAGACGGAGAAGCAAACACAGAACUCAUCCGGUACCUGGCAGAAGUUCUGGACCUCAAGAAGAGCCAGAUAUCUCUCAGCAAGGGCUCCAGAUCCAGAGACAAACUCAUCAGAGUGGACUCCUCGCUCAGUCAGGAGGAGGUGCUUAGGAGGCUCCAGGAGGCUGUUGGCUAAUCGAGGGAGAGAAGCUAGACUUUCAUCCUCCAUCUUGUCAGGUCUCUCAUAGUUCCAGAGAAUCCUUAAAAAAUCCAGCGGCAGGAUUAUUCUCAUGUCUGUUCUGGAUUUAUAGAAUGUUUUGUAAAUAAAUUGUUUUUUUUAAUUAAA